UUCGCAAUUAUCGCGGUUUUCCUUUGCCGGCGUGAAAGGAGGAGAAGCGGUGAACUGAAUAAUCAGACGGCACACAUAUAACGGUGCCUAUAUAUAUAUAUAGCUCACACCACUCUUCUUUAAUCGCUAUUUACAGUUGAGCGGCGUAAGGCGAAGCAACUCAAAUACUCAAUAAUAAUAAUUCUCCACUUGACCGAAGCAAACAAAGGAAACAAAUACCGAUAUGCCUUCUAUUGGGGGCGUUCUACGGUCCCUGGGGCUAACCCUGCUCCUCCUGGGGCUGAUAAUUCCCGCGCAUGGAGUGAGAUUCCGACGAGGUCGCCUCAACAGCGGCUUCCUUGGUGAUCCCAGCCACGAGGCCACUCUGCAGCGUUCACUGCCCGCCGAGGAUCUGUGGUUCGAGCAGCGUCUGGAUCAUUUCAAUCGCCAGGACACGCGCACCUGGCAGCAGCGAUACUUUGUGAACGCCGAUCACUACAGAAACGACUCCUCCGCCCCCAUAUUCCUGAUGAUUGGCGGCGAGGGCGAGGCCUCGGCCAAGUGGAUGCGUGAAGGUGCUUGGGUGCAUUAUGCCGAGCACUUUGAAGCCCUGUGUCUGCAGCUAGAGCACCGUUUCUACGGCAAAAGCCAUCCCACUGAGGACCUUUCCACCGCCAAUUUGGCUUAUCUUAGCUCCGAGCAAGCACUGGAGGAUCUGGCCAGCUUUGUGGUGGCCAUGAAAAAGAAAUUUAAUCUGGCUGAUGGCCAGAAAUGGAUAGCUUUUGGUGGCUCUUAUCCGGGGUCGCUGGCUGCCUGGGCUAGGGAGAAGUAUCCUCAUCUGAUUUACGGUUCGAUUAGCUCCAGUGGCCCGUUGCUGGCCGAAGUGGAUUUCAAGGAGUACUUUGAGGUGGUCAAGGCUUCGCUGGCUGCCUACAAACCCGAAUGCGUGGAGGCGGUGGCACGUAGUUUUGCCCAAGUGGAAAUUCUCAUGAGGCAUAUGAUUGGUCAACGGAGUUUGGAUGAGAAAUUCAAGACCUGCACUCCCAUCAAGGACUCGAUUGAUAACCCACUGGAUAUAGCCAGUUUCUUUGAGAAUCUGGCUGGAAACUUUGCCGGCGUGGUUCAGUACAACAAGGACAAUAGUCCGCAUGCCACCAUAACCAUUGACGAUAUCUGCGAUGUAAUGCUAAAUACCACCGCUGGUCCGCCUGUCACUCGUCUGGGCCUGGUAAAUACCAUGCUGCUAAAGGAUUCCAAUACCACUUGCCUGGACUACAAAUAUGAGACAAUGGUAAAGGACAUGAAAAACGUGUCCUGGGACUCAAAGUCGGCCGAGGGAAUGCGACAGUGGACAUAUCAGACAUGCAACGAGUUUGGCUUCUAUCAAACCUCAGAGAACAAGACUGAUAUCUUUGGUGGCCGGUUUGGAGUGGACUUCUUCAUACGCCAGUGCAUGGAUGUGUUUUCGGACAACAUGGAUGCCAAGUACUUGGAGCAGGUUGUGUCGCAGACCAACAAACAUUAUGGAGCCCUGCAUCCGCAGACAACCAAUGUGCUGUAUGUGCACGGUUCCAUUGAUCCCUGGCAUAGGCUGGGUUUGGUCAAGUCCACGGAUAAGGCAAUUCCUACGAUUUUCAUAGAAGGAACUGCUCACUGUGCCAAUAUGUACGAGCCGGUGAAAACCGAUCCCCCACAGCUGGUGGCUGCCCGUAACAAGAUCCUCAAAUAUUUGGCCAAACUGCUGGAGGGCUACACCUCAAUCCCCUAAUGAAACCGAAGAAAUAGCUGCGCCAGCAGAAAGUGAAGUCGCAUUAAUCCUAGUUGUCAGCAUGUUUUCUUUUUAUUCUGUUUACGUUUUGCAUGCGUUCAAACAUUAAAUACACUCUGCUGCGAGUUAA
Messenger RNA from Drosophila kikkawai, 1877 nucleotides. Lineage: Eukaryota; Metazoa; Arthropoda; Insecta; Diptera; Drosophilidae. The record is from RefSeq and is a predicted model, not a curated record.